UACACCUAUAGCCUACGUCCGCAGCCAAAGGCUUCUUCAUUUUGGAAUGAAAACACGUGGUUUGGAUAUCAACGUCUUAAUGGUUGUAACCCCAAAUCAAUAAGAUUGUGUGAAGAAAUCCCUUCAAAAUGUGUGCUCCCAUUGCAUUAUUUAUGCUGAAUUCAAACGAUGAUUUGACACCAAUUGCAAUACAACUGCGACAGGACAAAGGACGAGAAAAUCCUGUCUUUCUUCCUACAGACGAUUGGGGCGUUUGGACUCUUGCUAAAAUUUGGUACAAUAUGGCUGAUGCCAAUUAUCAUCAAUCUGUUGUGCACUUGGGUUUAACCCAUAUGCUGAUGCAAAUUGUCAGUGUUCACAUGCAUAGGAAUAUAUGUCCGACGCAUCCAAUCUACAAGAUUUUGGCCCCUCACACUUAUCUACUUAUGGCUAUCAACAAUUUGGCAUUCAAGGAACUUAUAGCCCCUGGAGCCUGGGUCGACCAAACAAUGACCGUUGGAUCGGACGGAAUGAUGAAAUUGCUUUGUAAAGGACUGCAAGAAUGGGACUUUUAUCGAGAUGGAAUUCCAGCUAAUGAUUUUGCAAACCGAAAAGUUGACGAUCCGAAACUUUUGCCCAAAUACUAUUUCAGAGAUGAUUCGCUUUUAUUGUACGAAUGUAUAUACAAGUACGUGUCCAGCUAUAUAGAUAUCUACUAUGGAAAUGAUGAAGCUGUUGAUACGGACGAGGAGUUACAGGAUUGGAUAGAAAAUGUAUCCGUACCAACCAAAGGUGGAUUGAAGGGUUUACCAAUGAAAAAUGGUAAGGGUCACGUGUCUUCAAAGGAGGACUUGAAAUGGAUUGUGUCCGUAAUCAUCUUCAUCCGCAGUGCGUCACACGCUGCUGUCAAUUUCCUACAAUAUGAAGAAUAUGGUUUCCCUCCAAACUAUCCAUCAAUGCUGAGGACGCCGCUGUUAAAAGACAAAACCCCCAGAACAGAGAAGGACAUCGUAGAUGCCCUGCCUGAGGUAAAAACGAUUCUCAGUGUUAUAGAAAUCACAAGGACCCUGAGCGAAAGAGCAACUAAUCCUCUGGGGAAUUUCGAUGUACAGUACAUUUGUGAACCAGCGGGACUUCAAUGCGUUGCCGAAGCAUCAGACAAGAUUGAUGUAAAACAAAUUUUGGCUUCAGAUGCAUCAUCAAUAUUUGAGAACUGAGAUUAAUGGCAAAAAUUUCCAACCCUCUUCAGACACCAACAGUUGAUGGAAAUAUAGCAGAAAUACUUCCAUCAACAGGGGAAGGCAUAAAAACUAAAAAUAAGAAAAGUAGUCAUAUAUUGUGGUGAGAAUAGAAAAAUGAUGGAAAAGGAUUUGUGUCAGAAAUAUAAAGGAUUGACUUUUUCUUAAAGAAAUGCCAAAAGAAAUAAAAUCAUCAUUUCACUGUAAUAUCUGUGAAAAGUCAUUUUCUCAAAAAGGUCACCUGACUAUUCACAAACAUAUUCACACAGUUGGAUGUGGAUUUUACAGCCAAGUGCUCAUCCUAUUACCACCCGGGAAUUAUAUUGCCAGCCUUCAAAAGCUUAGAGCAAUUGGUCAUAAUGUAAGUAUUAUCACUGUUUUGCUCAAGAGGGAACACAUGGAACAUCAUCACUCAUGCCCAUGUAUGCUAUACAUAUAUGUACUUAUACAACAGGCUUAUAAUUUUCAUCUACCACAUUUACUUCCAAGACAUUCGUUGGUCUGAUGCUAUAGGAAACUCCAAAUGUGUUGCACAGUGGAACCAAACCAAACCAAAAACUGCAUGGCCAUGAUAAGAGCUUGUUAAUCACACAGUCUUUUAUUUAGACUAAUCUUUUCCUUUUUUUUCGCAUUGCUUUAUUUAGACUAAUCUUUUCCUUUUUUUUUCUCAUUGCUUUCUUAAUGACUUUAUUAAUUAUUAAGUUUUAAUAAAACUAAGUAAAACAUU
Octopus bimaculoides (California two-spot octopus) is the source of this 1944-nucleotide messenger RNA. RefSeq names its product allene oxide synthase-lipoxygenase protein. Lineage: Eukaryota; Metazoa; Mollusca; Cephalopoda; Octopoda; Octopodidae. Gene Ontology annotation, biological process: lipid oxidation. The record is from RefSeq and is a predicted model, not a curated record. Gene Ontology annotation, molecular function: oxidoreductase activity, acting on single donors with incorporation of molecular oxygen, incorporation of two atoms of oxygen; metal ion binding.